AGUCUCUUCAUCUCGAGCUCAUUAUUUAACGGCUGCCUGAGGCGCGAGGGAGGGGGGCGCGCGCGCUCUUUCAACAAUGAAGAUUAAGGAGGCGAUUGCCGCUUUGUGUAAAGUGCUCGUCGGGAUACGGUUCAGGGAUGGGGCGGCCACUGUAGCUGAUGUCAGUCCGGAGAUGUUUCGCAAGGCCAAGUUCAACCGAAAUGAAGUGACAACUGAAUUCUGGAAGUUGCUGCAUUGGCUUCUGAAGCUACUCAAUGAACACAGGCCCUCUGAGGCUUCAGAUUUGGCUGACCAGAUUAAAUAUGUGAAAGCUGCAGUUUGCUACUAUGGUUAUGGAUUCAUGGAUUUCUACCAGCUGCCCAUGGAUGGCAGUCUGGGUAGUCAAGAUCUCCUUUUGGCUUUCUCAUGGCUGCUACAGAGAAUUCACCUGUUGGAGCAGCUGCUGAAUCUGCAUAGACUACAGUUGGAAGAUAGAGCAUCACUCUGCAUGUGCAAACAGACUCUACCAUUCAGCCCCAUGGAGAGAUCAGACCUUCAGGAAAGCAGGCACCCAGUGGAGAUGGAUGUGCGAUAUCUGCAGUCUUUAUAUGGGAAGCUGCGUUUCCGCUGGAGAAAUCUUUACAGUGCUCAGCAGGAGAGGUGUACUGCCCUUUAUAAGAUCCAUUUGUACACCAAAGGAUGUAGCAGCAGCCAGAGCUUUGAUCAUUUGUCUGCAACCGAGGCACGUCUGACCCAAGAUCAUGAACAGUACACUGAGUUUGUGCAGCUGCUGGAGCGCGAGAACGUACAAUUGGAGGCAUACCUGGAAUGGAAGCGGCUAGAGCCCAUAUAUUGGCAAUGGAUGGAAAGUGUGCUGUCUGCCAAGCUGCAGGAAACCCAAGAGCUGCUGAAUGUUGACAUUACAACUGUCACUGUCCCCUCAUUCAAUCAGAGGGAGAAUUGCAAGGAACCGGAUAUCUUCAGGGAAACAAACAAACUUUACAAUGAGCUACUGAAGCUGCAGUCAGAGCUACAGGACCGGAGAAGGAUGAAGGAUGAAAGGAUUAAAGACCAGGAGCGAACUAUGGGAGAUCACAUAGGAUGGCAUAAAGCAGUGUUCCUGACAUGUGGUGAUGUGGAGCAGAAACUGGCAGCAGUACAAUCCAGAAUGAGCCAGGAGAGAAGACGACAUGGUGAAGUCAGAUUGGCAUUGAGAAUCAACUCUACUCCCACUCCUAUCAGGAGUGGACCUCCCACUGCCCAACAACAUAACCGCUCAGGGAGUCUCACUGCAUUAGAAAUGAUCGCACAGCUAGAAGCUGAAGCGAUCCUAUUAAAGGAGGAACUCCAAGAACUGCAGCAACUUUCCAAAGAGGCUCUUGGAGAGAUUUUGGAGCAUCUGGAUGGAGUGAUAUGCAUUCCACCAAUGCAGCGAUGAGACUCUGGGAAUUCAUAGACAAGUUAGUGACAAUGCAGUGACAAAUGGGCAGAUCACAUACAGGCCAUUUCUGCUUACUACUGUCACUCAUGGAUUUGUUCUCUGCAGUAAGACAAUACAUCCAUAGGCAUCUGAUCUUGGUUGUGUUAAAAGGUCCUAAUGGGGAGACUCAGUUUAUGUAUGGUGUAUCAGAGAUAGACAGGAAGAAUUGUUGGGCAUGUUAUGGUUUUAAAAAGACAAAAAACAUUAAAGAAUCAGUCAGUCAUGA
Rhincodon typus (whale shark) is the source of this 1685-nucleotide messenger RNA. It is a transcript of the gene tedc1, whose product is annotated as tubulin epsilon and delta complex 1. NCBI's taxonomy places the organism in Eukaryota, Metazoa, Chordata, Chondrichthyes, Orectolobiformes, Rhincodontidae. The coding region runs from base 77 to 1417 and encodes 446 amino acids. The record is from RefSeq and is a predicted model, not a curated record. The transcript is spliced from 8 exons.